Epinephelus lanceolatus (giant grouper) is the source of this 4311-nucleotide messenger RNA. Its product is annotated as transcription factor AP-4-like. NCBI's taxonomy places the organism in Eukaryota, Metazoa, Chordata, Actinopteri, Perciformes, Serranidae. The record is from RefSeq and is a predicted model, not a curated record. Gene Ontology annotation, cellular component: nucleus. Gene Ontology annotation, biological process: regulation of transcription by RNA polymerase II. Gene Ontology annotation, molecular function: DNA-binding transcription factor activity, RNA polymerase II-specific; RNA polymerase II cis-regulatory region sequence-specific DNA binding; protein dimerization activity.
CACACACACAUUGGAGGGAACCCCAUCAGCUGUGGGAAGCAACACAGCUCCAACUUACUUUUAUUUUUCUAUUCUUGAGAUUGCCUGAUUUUGAAGCGGUAUUUUAGAUAUGCGCCAUUGAGGAGUAACGUUACGGCGAGAGCUCUGAGCUAACAACGUUCAUCAUUACAUUUUAACAAGGACAGCAGUGGAGGAAGAAAAAAACACAGAAAACACGGACUACAGAAGGUGGCUUUGAAAGCAUGGAAUAUUUCAUGAUGCCGACAGAGAAGAUACCGUCCUUACAGCAUUUCAAGAAGACGGAGAAGGAUGUUAUUGGGGGUCUCUGUAGCCUAGCCAACAUCCCCCUCAGUCCGGAGACAGCCCAGGACCAGGAGAGACGAAUCCGCCGUGAGAUUGCCAACAGCAACGAGCGCCGGCGCAUGCAGAGCAUCAACGCCGGCUUCCAGUCCCUCAAAACACUCCUGCCCCACACAGAUGGAGAGAAGCUCAGCAAGGCGGCCAUCUUGCAGCAGACAGCAGACUAUAUCUUUGCCUUGGAGCAGGAGAAGACGCAGCUCUUGGCACAGAACAACCAGCUCAAACGCUUUAUCCAGGAGUUCAGCGGCUCAUCACCCAAAAGGAGGCGAGCAGAAGAGAAGGAUGAGGGGAUCGGGUCCCCCGACACGCUGGAGGAGGAGAAAGUGGAGGAGGUCAGGAGGGAGAUGUUAGAGCUGCGGCAGCAACUGGACAAGGAACGCUCGGCGCGCAUGCAGCUCGAGGAACAGGUGCGAUCUCUGGACAGCCAGCUGCAGCCAGAGCGUCUGAAGGUUAUCACUCAGCAGGUGGAGGAGGAGCAGGCGCUCAUCCAGAGCCAGACGCUGUUACGGCUGCAGCAGAUCCACGCCGCUGACAGACAACCACACAGUCCACAGGUGCUGGCUCCUCCCACUCCCCCUGCCCCAACCCACCACCCCACGGUCAUCGUUCCGGCCCCAACACUAACCCAGCACCCUCAUCACGUCACCGUGGUGACCAUGAGCCCGUCUGUCCACACCAGCACUGUGUCCACAUCCAGACAGAACCUGGACACCAUUGUGCAGGCCAUCCAGCACAUCGAGCGUGCUCAGGAGAGGAGAGCGAGCGCCGAGGAGGAGCAGAGACGAGCCGUCAUCGUCAGCCCCGCCCACGUCGCCAUGGACACUGCCUGCUCAGACACGGACACCGACACAGAGGGCGAGGACUGCUCAAUGAACUGAUCCACCCCAUGAACUCACGCACACACACAAACACUUAAAAACACCUACUCACUGUAAGAUUCCCUCCAGGAGCUUGACUACUUUUUAAAAAAAAUCUGUCUUUGGCAUUAUCCAAACUCCUAAAUCCAGUGGUUAAGCUCUGUGUCAGUCUUGUACUGUAAAAUCUGUGAAGAUUGAAAACAUAGGAUGGUCAGCGUGCAGAGGAGGGCCCCCCCCCCGUCUGAUUUCUAGAGGCUGUUUUUCAAUGUCAGAGCCGGUCUGUGGCUACUUGAAAACUUGAGGGUCUCCUCGUGUAAAAAAAACAAAACAAAACAAAAAAAAAACAAGCUAUCAGUCCGUCCUUCAUGUGUGUUUAUGUGUGCUACAUACAGUCGCAGUAUCACAGCUAACUGUCGUCACUGGCACGCUGACAGUAUUAUUCGUGCUACAAAUUGGUGGAGCCAGUGCAGUGAAGAGUUGAAUGUAACAACACAAUAAGAGAGCAGCUAUAGAUUCUGAAAAAAAGCUGCAGUUCUUCUUCCCCAGUCUUAAUGAGUUUGUUUUUCUUUGUUUCCCGGUUGGCGAGGUGAUAUUUCAGCACCAGCGGCCACAGAACCCGACUUAAACUACAACAGAAGGCAUUUUUAAAUUAAGAGAUUUAGGGACAAAUUCAAACUUGAUUGCAAAAUUAAUUUGAGGAUAGAUGUUGAAUGAAAUUGUGUCUGAUUUACUUGAAAAACAAGGAUGUGCUUUUGAUAUCUAAAUAAGCCCUUAAAAAAAUAAGCUGUUGAACAAUUUACAUUGAUCGUCUUUUGGUUUUAAUGUUUUUUCAUGUUUGUGUUUUUUCUUUUCCGUCAGGGUUACUGAAUGUCGAAGGUGAACAUUUUGUUAUAUUGAGAUUAACAACUUAAAAUUGGAGGUUUGUCAGGUUUUCACAGAGAACCGGAGGCCUUGAGAUGAAAUCUGAAGGUCUGAUUUAAAGGUACACUAUGCAGGAGUAUUGGUUACUGGUUGUGAUGCGCUCACCAGCGAAAGUGACGCAAAAGCCAACCACAGAUUUACUCUUGUUUGGCGUGCGACCUCGCUAUAUUUUUGGGUUUUUGGUGCUGUAUCUCUUGGAUGCCUGCUUACGAUUGGGCACCUGGUUGCUGCCCGUCACCUGAGUGCUGUGGGGUCAUAUACGUCCCGAGCAAAGAGAAAAUAAGAAAAUACAGGCAGCAUGCAAGGACUCUACACAAAAAAUACACCGCCACACACUUCUCAUGAUCACUGAUGAUUUAGAGGGAUCACCUCUGUACGAGUCUAUACUUUGUUUUUUAGGAAAAUCCUGUAUAGUAUACCUUUUAAAUCUUGACUUUAAAAAAGACUUUAAAGAACCAAAACUUGCUUCAUUGUGGGAACACGAGCAGCGUUUUAGUGGCUGUUAAUUUUCAAUCAAUCUCAAGACAAUUUGACUGAAUCAAACUUGCAUCUGAAAAUGUGGAAAUUUUGGCUGACGUGAAAAUCUGAAACAUAUUGACGCGAUUCACACGUUUGCGUGAAGGCUUCCGGUUUUCCUCCAAAGACUUCCAGUCUAUCUUCUGGUCUUGGUUUGUUGAUUUCAGUGACUAUGCACUAGUUUUUCGGUAUUUAUGCAAUUCCAUCUUCAGUCCAUCUGUCGGUGUCGUUUAUACAUGAGGUGAAGUUAUCUAUGCACCGUUGAUAGGUGUGUACAUUACACCUACAGUAUAUGUAUGAAACUUAACAUGCUUGUGUCAAAAGAAUGUAGUCUCUACUUGCAAGGUGCUCUUUGUCAACCUGGUGCUGUGCUGACCAGCAGCGAGCCGAGGCCCCAAAACCCCUUCGUGUAACUUCACUCUUGAUCACGUUUAAUUACGUGUCUGAAUUUUUUUUCACUCAAAAUGAUACGCAUCAUUUCCACAUCUUGGAAUUGCUUAGGGAGCAGGGAGGAGAUUUUGUGCUAUCUCAUUGUGAUAUUUACACACAUCAAUUUAAAAAAAAACAUUAAAUACAGGCAUCUGUCUGAACUCAAAAAGCAUCGUUUGGGAAAAGAAAUCUAAGGAAGAGAUCUCAGCGGCUUUAGUUGGAAAACUAAUCACGUGCUGAUGAAGUGCAGAACUCUAAUGACAAGCACUGAACUGAAUUGCAGAUCUCUCCCCAAACCCCCAUUUCUCUCUAAAACGCACCACGUCUGUCCACCUCAUGUUACGUUGCUUAUAUUUCUCGGGAACUUGACUGGAAAUCCCUGCUCGGAGCCUCCCUCCUGUCAUACUCGAUUUGAUACGCUGACUUGAUGCUGUAAACAUUCCUUUUAUUUGGAUUUGUAUCUGUCUUUUGAUCUCUUAUAUGUUCUGUUGCCAAUUGAAUGCAUGUUACUAAUUGCUGUUUUCUCUUGUCUAAAGCGGGCUUUUGUUUUUGACUCUUUUUUCACAGGUUUUCCUUUUUCAUGAACAUGUGAGUGAUGCGUUCAGUGUGAAAUGUCUUGUGUGAGAUGUGUAGACACUAUCUGGACACUCGCUGACAUCAGUUUUAUAUCUGGUUAGAUUAGUGUUUCUCAUGCCGAACAUGGUGGGAAAUUCUCAUAUUUUGUUUGUGAAACUUGGUUCAAGGGUUUGGUGUUUCGCCGACGAAUGGUGAGCCACAGGCUAAGUUUAGACUGAGGUUUGUGAUUGGUCAGCGAAACGCUUUACCCCAAAUGUUUCUGUACAUUAUGUUGCAGCACUGCUGUCUUUUGGUGGAGUUUGAGAUGUUUGAUAUGAAGCACUUGCUGUUCUGUACUGCCUGAAUCAAUGAUGAGGAAGAUUUUUUUUUUUUUUUUGCCAUUUAUAUUUCCUUUUGUAAACACUUUGCUGUGAACUCAACAGCUGUUUAUUGUGUUCUGCUUUUCAGUCUUUUCUGUUUUAUUUUUCUUGUCCGGUUUUCCAUUUUUGGUGACAAGCAUUUUUUAUAUUUUUGUGAUUUUUUUUUUUUUUUGGUUAUUUUUCCCAUCAGUCCAGGUCGAUGAGAAGCUGUUAUAUUUUGUUUAUAAAAACUUGGGUAAACAGGCCUUUGUAAAGAUGAAAAAAAAAUAAAAUUUGUACUUUUUUUUAUUACA